AUGGAUCCCAAAGCCAUGAAGGAAGAGCUCCGACUGUUCCAGAGCACGUUGCUCCAGGACGGCCUGAAGGAGCUUCUCAACGAGAACAAGUUUGUGGACUGCACCUUGAAAGUCGGCGACCGGUGUUUCCCGUGCCACCGCCUCAUCAUGGCUGCUUGCAGCCCUUACUUCAGGGAGCUGUUCUUUUCAGAAGAUGGGAAGGAAAAGGAAGGGAGUAACGAGGUGGUCCUGGAGGACGUGGACCCCUCCAUCCUGGACAUGAUCAUCCAGUACCUCUACUCGGCCGAGAUCGACCUGACCGACGACAACGUCCAGGAGAUCUUCGCCUUGGCCAACCGUUUCCAGAUCCCCUCCGUCUUCACCGUGUGCGUGAACUACCUGCAAAAGAAGCUCUCCUUGGCCAACUGCCUGGCCAUCUUCAGGUUGGGACUGGUGCUUAACGUUCCCCGGUUGGCCGUGGCGGCUCGCGACUACAUCGCCGACCGGUUUGAGGCCGUCUCCAAGGAGGAGGAAUUCCAGCAGCUCGCACCUCAUGAGCUCUUCGCCCUGAUUGGCGGCGACAGGCUCAACGUGGAGACAGAGGAGCUGGUAUUCGAGGCGCUGAUGAGGUGGGUGCGUAGCGACAAGGAGAAGCGAGUCAAGGCGCUGAGCGAAGCCUUCGAGUGCAUCCGCUUCCGCCUCCUGCCGGAAAAAUACUUCCAGGAGAAGGUGGAGACCGAUGACAUCAUCAAGGCCGACCCAGAGCUCCUGAAGAAGGUCCAGGUCAUCAAAGACGCCUUCAGGGGCAAGCUUCCCGAGAAGAAGAAAAAGGAGAAGAAAGAAGGGGAGGAGGUGAACGGGGAGGCGGGAGCGGAGGGCGAGGAAGAGGAGCUGUUGCCGGGUUACCUUAACGACAACCGGAGGCUCGGGAUGUACAGGCGGGACCUGAUCCUGAUGGUCAACGACACGGCGGCGGUGGCGUACGACGUCGGUGAGAACGAGUGCUUCCUGGCUGCCGUGGCUGAGCAGGUGCCGCGGAACCACGUGAGCCUCUGCUCCAAGAAGAACCAGCUCUUCAUCAUCGGCGGGCUGUUUGUGGACGAGGACAGCAAAGAAUCGCCGCUUCAGUGCUAUUUCUACCAGUUGGACAGCCUGGCAGCUGAUUGGGUGGCUUUGCCCCCCAUGCCCAGCCCCCGUUGUCUGUUCGGGAUGGGCGAGUACGAAAACCUGCUUUUCGCCAUCGCAGGGAAAGACCUCCAGACAAACGAGUCCCUCGACUCAGUCAUGUGCUACGACACAGAGAGGAUGAGAUGGAGUGAGACUAAGAAACUGCCUCUGAGAAUCCACGGUCAUGCGGUCGUCUCACAUAAUGGCCUAGUAUACAGUAUUGGAGGAAAGACAGAUGACAAUAAAACCACAAAUAAGUUGUUUGUCUAUAACCAUAAGCAGUCUGAAUGGAGGGAGCUCGCCGGUAUGAAAACUCCUCGGGCCAUGUUCGGUGCAGUCAUUCACAAGGGGAAAAUCAUCGUCACUGGAGGCGUGAAUGAGGAAGGCCUCACAGCUGCUUCUGAGAUCUACGAUUUCGGAACAAACAGGUGGGAGACAUUCACCGAGUUCCCUCAGGAGCGCAGCUCAGUGAAUCUGGUGAGCAGCGGCGGGUCUCUUUAUGCUGUCGGAGGUUUCGCCAUCGUGGAGCUGGAGAAUAAAGAAGUCGGACCCUCAGAACUCACUGAUGUCUGGCAGUAUGAGGAGGAUAAGAAGCAGUGGAGCGGUAUGCUGAGGGAGAUGCGCUACGCUUCCGGUUCCUCCUGCGUUGGUAUGCGCCUCAACGCUGCCAGGAUGCCCAAACUCUAA
This is a messenger RNA of Chanos chanos (milkfish), 1833 nucleotides long. It is a transcript of the gene klhl41b, whose product is annotated as kelch-like family member 41b. Gene Ontology annotation, molecular function: protein binding. The record is from RefSeq and is a predicted model, not a curated record. Bases 1 to 1833 code for a protein of 610 amino acids. Lineage: Eukaryota; Metazoa; Chordata; Actinopteri; Gonorynchiformes; Chanidae. The transcript is spliced from 6 exons.